UAACUCCAGGCCUGCCCCCUCCUUACAGAAAUGAUGUUUCUGUUUGAUACUUCUGAGUUAUUUAAAAAGACAGCGUCACUUACUUCCUGGGUCAACAUUCUAUUUCUCUUUAUGAAAACUGAAGUUUUGGUGUCACCUUGGAUUUCAGGGUUUUAUAGUUUUCAAACUUCUAUGUCAUGGUGCUUAAGAUCUUCUUCCCUUUCUGCUGCUCCUCAGCUGAAAGUGGCCUCCUGGUCGGGCGAUGGAUUCCGGAACAGAAUUCUGCAGUCAUCUUGGCUGUGAUCCACUUCCCUUUCAUUCCUGGUCAAGUGAAGCAGUAUCUCUCCGAAUUGCAGCAUAUGACACAGGUCAAGAUGACUGUGUUGGGUUCCUGGACGAACAGUAAGCAAGCCAAAGAAGAGAGUUUGGAAAGGUUCCUGGAAGACCUUGGUGCAAUCUUCUCUCAUGAUCCUUGGGUUCAGCUCAGCAAGGAGAAGGACAGCAAGUUUUGGCGCUGUGUGGCCACUCAGAAACUGUCUGACAGCAAUGAAGAAGAUGAAAUUGUCUUGAUUUAUUAUGACCAGCGUAAAGUGAUGCUUUCACAACUUCACCCCCCUCAGAGGCCAAUCGCUUCGAAUGAUCAGAAGACAGUAGAUUCUUCCAGACUAGCUGUUGUGUUUGACACAGUGGCAAAGAGCAAGUUACUAUUCAUGAGAGAUCAGUACGAUGAGGGGCCCAUCAAGCUUACCCACUGGCAGUCAGAAGGUGUAGAAGCUAGUAUUAUUGUGGAACUGUUAAAACAGGCCUCUGUACCUACAUGUAUGCUGAUAACAUUCCUCCUUUCACUUGUCUCUGGAAUUUGUAAAAGCAGAGCCUUGACGAUCUGGCCGCUCUCUUUUCUCUGGAGCAAACUUUCAACAUGCGAGCAAUUGGGGCACCGGCUGCAGCACCUCCAAGUCAUCAGCAGUAGCAGAAAAGCUCCAAAUCAGACCCAGCUGAUGAGAAAAGCAAACAUCUUUCUUUCUGUCCUCAUUGAUGUGGCUCUAGGGAUACUGCUGAUGUCAUGGCUGUAUCAGAAAAAUCGUAUUGGGCAUCUUGCCAAUGACCUUGUUCCAAUGGCUGAUCAUGUUGCCCAGCAGUUGCAAAGCCUCCUCCAAUGGCUAAUGGGCGCACCGGCUGGCUUAAAAAUGAACAGAGCUUUGGACCAAGUCCUGGGCCGAUUCUUCCUCUAUCACAUUCACCUCUGGAUUAGCUAUAUCCACCUGAUGUCUCCCUUUGUUGAGAUGAUCCUGUGGUACGUCGGCUUGUCCGCCUGCCUUGGCCUCACUGUGGCCCUUUCCAUCCUCUCGGACAUCAUUGCACUCCUGACCUUCCACAUCUACUGCUUUUAUGUCUAUGGAGCAAGACUCUACUGCCUCAAGAUCUAUGGCUUGUCAUCCCUGUGGCGCUUGUUCCGUGGGAAAAAGUGGAACGUCUUGCGGCAGCGAGUGGAUUCCUGUUCCUAUGACUUGGACCAGUUAUAUAUUGGCACGCUGUUAUUCACCAUAUUGCUGUUUCUCCUGCCAACAACUGCACUGUAUUAUUUAGUCUUUACUUUGCUGCGUCUGCUGGUGGUGGUUGUACAAGGCCUGAUCCAUUUGCUAGUGGACUUCAUCAAUUCGCUGCCCUUGUACUCUGUCCUUCUUCGGCUUUGCCGAUCCUACAGACUCGCCUCUGGUGUCAAAUUCCGGGUUCUUGAGCAGGAGUCUGGGAAACCUCUUCGGCUUUUAAUGCAGAUCAAUCCUCUCCCAUACAGCCGUGUGGUGCAAACGUACAGGCUCCCAACAUACAGCUGCUACCCAAAGGACUCCUGGGUCUCUCUGUGCAGGAAGCUUUUUGUUGGAGAGUUAAUCUACCCUUGGAAGCAUAAAGGAGAAAAACAGGCGGGCUCCAAAGAGUGAACAUUGCAGAGGAAGGGCCAUUGUCCAAGUCAUUGCCACCUUGAAACCAGCCGUUGCAAAACGGUAGCCAAACACACAACUCUUUUGCAAAGAUCUUUGUAUUAUACCAGAGCUAGGGUGCUUUCCGGGCCUUUUUCCAGGCGGUCGGGGAAAUUGCCUCUCACCACCUCCAUGAUUUUUUUUGUAAUGAAAUGUUAUUUCAUCCUGAAUUAGAGCUGCAUCCCUAGAAAGCAACAAUGGCCAUAACCUGACGUGAUUCUUCACAGUGUCUGAUAGAAAACCGAUAGGAGUGUGAACCAUUUGAAUGUGGAAAACUGACACUAGCCAUGCCAACUGGAGAGCUCUGAGAACUGUGGUCCAGAAAAUGUAACUUUUCCAGGUUUUGCAAAUAAUAACCCUAUAUAGUAUAGAUUUAGCAUGAUAUUCUACUUUUUGGAGAAAGAAAUCCACAAGGAAUCUCAAAAGCCAAAGGGGUGAUUAAGUUAAAGUUGGUUGACUGAGAAAAAAAUCAUUGGUUAAAAUGGUCCACCUUAUGGAAACAGUUGGUGCCUUUAGAAAAUUGUACAGAACGUUUGGUGCCACAGGCAGAAAUAACAUAGAAUAGGGAUAAGUUGCUACACCAUAAGAAAGAAGCGCAGUUCAACGUAGCAUUUUUUCAAUUUAGAACUAAUAACAUGUCAGUGUGAAAUGAAACUACUAAGUCAGUUUAGAGAGGUUUUUUUUUGUUGCCUAUUUCUUAUGGCGUCUUUUUUCUGGAUCCAAUUCACAAUGCUGUACAGAGGAACACUAUUUUAAACAUAGAAGGAAAAAAGCAGCCAUGUCUGGGCAUAUACUUAUACCAGAUGAACCAGAAUAUACACUCGUAUUUUAAACUACAUUUCACUUCUGGAGAAAAUGUUUAGAAGUCCUCUUCCCUUUUUUAUGUGCCUGUUUAUCAUUGUUGGGGAUUUGUUGACCUGGGGAGGCAGCAUGUUGGUGCUGCUCCAGUAACAGGCUGAGGGGAACAAAGCAACAUCUUCCCAACUAAAAAAAAUCCUUGUUGCCCUGCAGACCUUGACGUCCUGCUGUUUGUGCAGUAAAGGAACAUUCUUCCUUGAAAGAAUUCUUCUUUUCCUCCUUGCAAACACAGAUAAAGCCCUUACUGGCCAUUGCAGUCUCCUCUGUGCAGAAAGGGAGGUCCUCUCAUUUUCAUGCUGAGCACAACGGCCUUUGAUUUGCUAAUGCCAGCCCUCCCCAAUGCAAAAAGGAAGGCUCGCCACUCAGUCUUCCCAGCCUGUACACUGACAGUCCCUGCCUUAUAUAGAUGGCCAAACCCUGGAGAAAGCAGAAGGGUUUUCUCCAAUUUUGCCCUGAAUAGGGCUGGGGUUUCCUUUUCCUUUCUGUUAGGAUAUCUUUUCCAAUAAAAAUAAUGUAUGUGAA
Molecule: messenger RNA, 3338 nt
Organism: Anolis sagrei ordinatus
Lineage: Eukaryota; Metazoa; Chordata; Lepidosauria; Squamata; Anolidae
Gene: PIGQ
Product: phosphatidylinositol glycan anchor biosynthesis class Q
Biological process (GO): GPI anchor biosynthetic process
Cellular component (GO): membrane; endoplasmic reticulum
Source: RefSeq, a predicted model, not a curated record